Zootermopsis nevadensis is the source of this 5901-nucleotide messenger RNA. Lineage: Eukaryota; Metazoa; Arthropoda; Insecta; Blattodea; Termopsidae. The record is from RefSeq and is a predicted model, not a curated record.
UUCAGGAUGAAAAAGAAGAAGUUGUGAAUGACGUCAGAAGGUGGAAAGUUAAAAAUGGCGUUGCACGUUAUGUGGAGGUAUUCUUGCUUUUGCUUAUUUUUUCUCGCCUUCCUAGGAGUAGAUGUGAGUUUCUCAAAUUCAGUUCAGUAUUACCACUACGAAGACAGUGAAUUACCGUCAGGACAUUCUGUUGUUCGUCGCUCCUAUGGGGCCGAAGAUAAGAUUUAUGAAGGUUUAAAGCUAAAGUUGCAGAUAACAACAGUAGUGCCUAUUAUCAAUGGGAGCGCUACUACAGUGGUACCACCAGUUGGAUCUCAUGUCCAAGCUGUGGGGAGUUACAUUACUCUCACACCGGAGAGGUAUGGAACAGCCAUGAAUCUGGAAGAUCCCAACAGGACCUCAUGGCGUGUCCCCAGUAAUAGCUCUCUGCCAGCUUCGAGUGGGCCCACGGUUCCAUACAGUAAUGUAACGACAGUGAGUUCAACAGUGCCACCGCACAGUAACACCAAAGGACCUAAUGCGACGUUGAUGUUGCUCAAGGGAAUCUCGCCAGAAAACUCAUCAGAUGCGGGGUUGUCGGAUGAAGCUAACAUAACCAUCACCAUAGACCAGUUCUCACAACCGAUCGAUAACAACACACUUCAUGAUCAUAACAUACCAAAGUAUCAACAGGACUAUCAUCAGUACUACAACAGCUCGUUCAUUUCGAACAAUGAGCUGGUGGGACAUCAGUAUUGGGUGAAUAUGACGGAUAGAACGGACGUUCAGGUGAAUGACAUGCUGUCACAGUCACAUCGGCGAGCUGCAACAGUGAAGUUGUCGUUUAACUUUCCGUUUUACGGCCACUUGGUCCGUAAUGUGACGAUAGCCACCGGAGGCUUUCUCUAUACUGGGGAGUAUGUCCAUUCAUGGCUUGCAGCAACGCAGUACAUAGCACCUCUCAUGGCCAACUUUGACACUAGCAUCUCCAAUGAAUCUUAUGUGAAGUAUGUGGACAAUGGCACGGCAUUCACUGUGCAGUGGGAGAAGGUGGUACUGCAGGACAAGCCAGAUUCAGGUGACUUCACAUUUCAGGCAACACUGCGCAAUAACGGCGACAUUGUUUUUGUGUAUCAGAAUGUGCCAGUUGUGAUUGAGAGCAUACAGGACGACCAUCAUCCAGUCAAGGUCGGGCUGUCCGACGCCUACAUCAUUGACAGAACGAUCUUCUUUGUCCGCAGGAAGACCAUCUAUGAAUAUCAUCGCGUGAACUUCAAUCGCCAGGACAUCAGGAACUGGACAGUGAUUGUUCUACAUGCUCUGCCAACGUGCGUUGACCAGCAUGACUGUGCCAGUUGCCUCGCCAUGUCCACAGACUUCCAGUGUCAGUGGUGUCCGGCUGUCAACAGGUGCUCAUCUGGAAUGGACAGACAUCGCCAAGAUUGGCUCUAUAAGGGUUGUGACAAGAGAGCACUGAGCAACACAACGCAGUGCCCUCCUGCUCCUGCUAAUUCGUCAUUCAUCCCUCAGGACUCGGAGGAUGGACCGCAGAGUAAUAGAAUGGGAGGUCAUACAAACAGUGUUGUACAGACUGACCACAUUCAGAGUACUGGGGAGCACAGCGCGAUGCGUGGAGAUGUGACUGUGCCCAUGAGCGUCUCGGGAAUUAUUGGCAUCCUGUUUGUCAUUGCGCUAGUGGCAGGCCUGGGUAUCUUGGUGCUGUAUGCUUACAGGAACCCCCAUUCAACAUCUGGACAGUUCCUAAUCAGGUAUCGACCGAGUCAGUGGAGCUGGAAGAGGGGCGAGGCUCGCUAUACAGCAGCAACGAUCCACAUGUGACCUCCUGUGCACUGCUUGGUGUGCGGACAUGUACAUAUUAUAUACCCUGUGAGUGAGAGUGAAUUCAGGGCUCCAAAAGUGCCUGUUUUGUUGCAUUUAAAAUUGCUAUUUUAAUAUACCACUUGCCUUGUAACAUUUCUCCGCUUUCUAUAUGCUACACUUUUCCGAAUUUAUUUCUGAAGGUAAAAAUUACACCUGUAUUUUUAAUAAUUGAACUUUACACACAUACACAUGUCAUAGUGCAGUUUUAGAACAAGUUUUUUACGGAUGAACAGACUGGCACUCUCAGUUUUAAAUUUGCAUAUGCCUUUACAUAUGAAGUGAACUUUGCAUACGGAAAAUGUCCAUAGUUUCUUGGCCACACGUUGUCUUUCUCAUCUCUUAAUUUUUGAUUUGACUAUAAAUAUGAAACAUACUAGAAGAGUGUGUGUGCUCAAGGCAAAAUAUUUCUGUAACUGUAUUUUUUAUUGGGAGGUUAGGUGUACAGCAUCUACAUUGACCAAAAGAUGGUGGUGGAUAUUGUAACGCUGGCAUUAAUAUGUUGAAUCUUUUUUGCUUUUGGUAAAUAAGAGCACAUCAGCCAGAUGUCAGUAUUGCACCGUCGUAUCUGGUAGAAAAUCGAAUGACUGCAAAGUAUCCAUUUCUUUUAUCCUCAGUUACAGACUUGUUUCUGAAAUUUUGGAAUUAUUCUCCGUGUUUGGCUCGUAAGUGUAUUGUUUUAAGUCCAUCUGAAUGUGAUGGUAUUAUUUUAGGGGCACAAAAUGGCUCUAGAAGGAAUACAGAUGUAUUUAGCAUAAUAGCUUUGUUGUUUACAAUUUUCCAAGUGAUUUUGUAAUGCGUCAUUUUAUUUUAAGGUGGUACUGUAAGUUGAGACACCGUUUCAUCACUUGCAUCUGCCCUUGAUUACAAACUGUUCGGUCAUAAAAAUUUUGAAGUCUUAAAGACCCAGUGGUGUAAAUCUGAGCUGGUUGGAAUUCGCCGCACAGUGCUGUAAUAUACAAAUGAUGUACUUCCCUAAGUAACAAUUUGUAAAUUUUUUGACAUGUUAUUCUGGUGCCUGAAAUUACAAUGAAAAUGAAUUUCAGGAUGUGCUUGGAAAUGUAGUUCAGUUUUGUAUUGCAGACUGCAUUUUAUGCACUUUUUUACAGACGUGGCUGGAAAUUCUUCAGACUACCUCAGCCGCCCAACAGACAAAUUUACAGCCAAUUUUUUAUAUAUCAUUGAGAUGUUAAUUUCUUCCACUGACUAAUGUUAACUAAAAGACCAGAUGACAUCCUUUGUGCUUCUGUAGGUGUGAACAUGUUAUAUAUCGCUGGUUGUUGUCUUGUGAUUGCAUUUGUAUGUAUGUAUAUAUCAUGUUUUACUUUUUGGAUGGAAUGACAGAACUUUGCUUUUAUUAAAGGUUGUGGAUGUCAUUUAAUGGAAUAUAUCAUGAGUGUGAUGGUGAAAUUAUAAUUGAAUGACAGAAUGAAUACAUUUGUGGCUUUUGAGUUUUCUUUGACUUGGUAAAUGUUAAUGUUAUGAUGAUAUAAGUGAAGGGCUUUUGACAGAAGUCUUAACCCUGUUGCAUUAAGGGUUGUUAUCACAUUCACUGCCACGUUAACAUAGUGCAUGACUGACCGACUCCAAAAGCUAGUGUAAUUUUUAGUGGUUUGUGUGAGAUUUGCGAGGUGAACACAAAUGAUCUGAUCUGAUCUGUUGUUAAGACUGUGAUGAACUGGUAGUAAGGGAGGGAGGAUUGUAGCAACAUUUGGAACAAACAAGUAGUUAUCUUUAUUUGCUGCUAUGUCAAUAAUAAUAAUAAUAAUAAUAAGAAUGUAAUAAAUAACAUUAAUAAGAAUAUUAAUAGUUAUAUAAAUAACUGCAAUGAGAUUGGGUCACCUGGAACAUUGACACACGCCUGAAUGCGUGGUUGGUUUUAUGCCUAGACAGCACAGUGUUGCCAUACUGAAGAACUGAGAUGAAAACUGUACCGCCACACCACUGAAGUGUGCACUCGUUGAGAACAAGAAUUGUGCACAGAUGCGUGUGACCACAUGUUGUGAUCCAUUGACCAACGUCUUUCAUUAUACAUGGUGGGAGAGACUGGUGAAGGUCAUCGGUUUAAAAUAAUUUUUUCCUGCAAGGAGUGGUUUGAAGGAUAAAUAAGCUAAUUUGUAAAUUUGUUGAUCUUUACUGAAAUGUACUGUAAUUGAAUAUGGUUAUGUUGGUAAUGCUUUACAUCUAUGUUUAUUGAAUAUGUGUGCACACUGCUGUGUUGCAAGCACACCAACUUGAUUGCUUGUUUAUGACAUUUAGUUUUCACGAUGAGGAGGUUGAGUGAUGUUAGGAACAUUACAGAUUGCACAAAGAACAUGCCUUAUGGAGCAUUAGCUCUAGAUAUUUUAUGAUCUCUGAAAAGUUUUCUGGUACCUAUUCUUACUGUGCAAUGGACCUAAUCCAUGUGUUAAAAUUGUUUGCUUUGGUUUUAAUUAUUUUGAAUAUUGGGAUAUUUUUAUAUUAAGACUAAUCCAGACAAUUUCUUACUUUAUAUGGUAGUGUUUGUGUCUAUUUUAUAUAAUAGACACUGUGCACAGAACUAUAACUGCUUGCUCCCAGUUUUCUUAAGAACCAAACAGGUUUUUAGCGACAGGCGGAAUGAAUGUGUUAAUAGUUUUGUAUAUAAACGUUUGUGAAGGGUUCGACAUAAUCACUCUUGCAGGUUGAUUACAGCUAAUGUACGUCUUGGUUUAUGAGUAGAUGUAUUCGGUGUGUGGUGUCUAUUACAGGAUGCCUAUUGCUUUCAAAAAUGGUUCUAACAUUUCUUUAGUAAAGACAAUUUGAAUAACCCUGAAACUUUAAACAUAAAACAGCUGUGUAACUUAAUGACUUCUAAGCAUUGGGUGUAUGGAGACAAUGUGAAUAUAUAAUUUUCCAAAUGAAAAUAAAUCGAUGUGUUGUGGAUUGGGCAAAAGUGGCGUAACUUUGACACCAAUUAUCAGUUACAACAGUAACUGCAAUAGAUGCUGGUUAUGUCCCACAGGACGGAUGCUCGUGUAACAAUAUUAUGACAUACUUUGAGUAAUCAUUCAAAGAGCUUAAUUCAGAAUAAUAUGUGUAAUGUCAAAAUGGGAGCUGCAUUAUUAUAUUUACUGACGUGCAUGAAUGUUUUCAUUAUUUAUAACAGAAACAUGCACUGUAAGAGACUAAUAAACAUAGUGGUAAGAUUACCCAAAAUAGCAUUUUGAAGUCCUGGUAGCUGUUUGGCCUUUUAACCAUGUAUUUCAGAAUGUUUACACAAAAGAGCCAAGCGGAGUGCCAGGUUUGACCCGUGUGACUCAUGUUAAAUGUUGAGAAGAAAAUUGGAUUAGGGUCCAUGAAUUGUUCUUUCAGAGCAAUGCAGUUUGAUUUGCAAAAACAUGCAGCUGCUCACAUAAUAAUCCCAGUGAACAUUUCUGUGAAGAUAACAAGAGGACUUUAUAAAAGAGACCUCGGCUUUUGAUCAAGGGUGUCUUAGAAUACUAGUGUACUUUUCAUAAGAAGUAGAAAUCUGACAUAGGAUAGAUUUGGAAUGCUGUAGUUCGGUAAUAUGAAGCCUGAGGUGUGGAAAGUACGUUAUAAACAUUGACAUAGCAGCAAAAGCCUGGCCACAAAUAACUUGUAAUUCAUAGAUGGUAGAAUGAGGAGAUGGAACUAAUGCAUGGAUGGAUGGAUGGAUGGUUGGUAGCUACUGAAUGGAAUAUCUGUUCUAUCUGCUAUCUGCCUUGAAUCCAAUAAACUUUUAUUAUUUUGAACUCAAUCAAUACUGUAUACUAGUAGUCAGAAUAUCUUGGUGCUUAUAAAUCCAUUGUAUCUUUUACUUUUUGCCUUGAACUUGGGUUAUUUCUGAGUCAACUUUAUUGUGCACAAUGUAAUUGAAAAUUUUAAGUGUAAUUUUUAUAAAUAUUCUCUUGUGCCUUACUCUAAACCAUACAGUUGUGAAAUAUUUGGUUGUCUACAGUUAUAUAAAUGUAUGUAUGUAUGUAUGUUACAAUUUUUGUAAUGGACCUUCAUGGCAAAAUGUGUUUAUAUUGCUAAAUAAAGGUGUGGUGAAAAUGGUGAAAA